UAUGGUGGGUUCACAGCUGGCUGACUGCACUCCGCAACCUGCUGUUUAGUGACCGAGAGCCUCCAAGCAUGGUGAAAUGAACAUUAGAGGCAAAAACUGGACAUCUGAAGCCAGCACUGACAGCCACCAUGAAGGUUUUACUCCUGUGCACAUGUCUCUCCUUCACCUCUGCAGCCGCGAAGCCCAACGCAGGUUUGAGAACAUGGGGACGUUUCAGUAAGCUGCCCUACCCAGGAGACAAGGCUUUCCUCUACGAUACCUUCCCCAAAGACUUCAUAUGGGCGGUGGGCACUGCGGCGUACCAGGUGGAGGGCGCUUUCGAGAAGGACGGCAAGGGGCUCUCCAUUUGGGACACUUUUACGCGCGGUGGGAACCGGAUGGCCACCGGGGACGUCGGCAGCGACAGUUAUCACAACAUCCAGGCCGACAUCCGGGCCAUCAGGCAGCUCGGGGUCAGCCACUACAGGUUCUCUCUGUCCUGGUCCAGGAUAUUCCCCAACGGCACCCGCGGGAGUUACAACGAAAUCGGCACUAACUAUUACCGGAGCCUCAUCAAGAAGUUGAAGGAGAUCCGCGUGCAGCCGGUGGUCACGCUCUACCACUGGGACCUGCCCGAUCACCUCCAGCAGACCCUCGGCGGCUGGAGCAACCCGGAGCUCGUGGGGAUUUUUAAGGAUUACGCGGAUUUCUGCUUCCAGACUUUCGGGGAUGAUGUGAAGUACUGGAUCACCAUUGAUAACCCGUUUGUGGUGGCGCGGCACGGUUACGGCACCGGAGUGGUCGCUCCCGGGAUUAAAAACGACCCUGAUCUCCCGUUCAGGGUUGGACACAAUCUCCUUAAGGCUCAUGCAGCUGCAUGGCACCUCUACCACCGCCACUACCGAACUCGUCAGCAGGGUAAGCUGUCCAUGGCACUGGCCUCUCACUGGAUCAAGCCCAGUCGCACCCGACUGGAAAGCCUGAGAGAGUGCCAGUGCUCCCUGGACCACGUCCUGGGCUGGUUUGCCCGGCCGCUCUUCAUAGAUGGAGACUAUCCUCCCUGCAUGAAGGCGAGGCUAGGCUCACGGCUGCCCUCCUUCACCCGAGAGGAGAGGGAGCAGGUGAGAGGAACAGCCGACUUCUUCGCCCUCUCUCACGGAGCAGCGCUCAGCUUCCAGCUCAUCGACAGUCUGAAUUUUGGGCAGCAAGAAGAUCUGGACCUGAGGAUGCUGCUGUACUGGGUCAACGCUGAGUACAACAAGCCGCCCAUCUUUGUGGUGCAGAGUGGUUGGUACGUCCUUGGCAACACCAAGACAGAAGACCCAAAACACAUGUAUUACCUCAAGAGGUUCAUCGCAGAGGCACUAAAAUCGAUCGUCAUAGAUGGAGUGAAUGUGAUCGGAUACACAGCCUGGUCUCUGAUUGAUGGCUUCGAGUGGCACAGAGAAUAUGGGAUACGACGGGGACUUUACUAUGUGGACUUUAACACUCCUGACAUGAAGAGGGAGCCCAAGACAUCUGCCACCUUUUACAGAAACGUCAUCCAGAGGAACGGUUUCCCAGAACUUCCAGAGAACAGACCAGCACAAGGAACCUUCCCGUGUGAUUUCGCCUGGGGUGUAUCUGCCAACUCCAUACAGGUGGAGACCACGCCCAGCCAGUUUGCAGACCCCAGUAUUUACUUGUGGAACAUCUCCAACAACGGAGAGCUGACAAGGCUGGAGGGCUUCAGUGCGCCUCCCUUACGCCGAACCACACACUGUGCUGAUUACCCCAUCAUCCAACAUCAGGUGGAUGAAAUCCGGCAGGUGGGUGUAAACCACUUCCACUUCUCCCUCAACUGGUCAGCCCUGGUGCCUACGGGUGACGUGGCUCAUCCGAACACCACUCUGCUGGGCUACUAUCGCUGUUUCACCCGUCAGCUGCUGCAGGCCAAUGUCACGCCCGUGGUCACUCUGUGGCACCACACGCGCCAGCGCAGCAGCCUGCCGGCCACGCUGGACAACGCCAACAAGUGGCUGAACAGGGAGACUCCAGAGGCGUUCGCAGACUACGCCAGGCUUUGUUACAGAGAACUAGGUGCCCAUGUGAAGAUGUGGAUCACCCUGAAUGAGCCCAAUGAUGAGAUGGUGAGCUACCAGGAGGGGCAUCAGAUGCUGCGGGCGCACGCUCUGGCCUGGCACGCUUAUGACCGCAAGUUCAGACACACGCAGGGAGGACAGGUGUCUCUGGCUCUGCACAUGGACUGGGUGGAACCGGCGUUUUCAUUCAGCCGUGAAGAUGUGGAGCCGGCUAAAAGGGUUUUAGACUUCCGCGUUGGCUGGUUUGCAGAGCCCAUCUUUGGCAGUGGGGACUAUCCACUGGGCAUGAGGAGUUGGCUGCGUCAGCUCAACUCACUCGAUCUGCCAGUGUUCAACGAGGAGGACAGACAGCUGGUUAAAGGGACGUAUGACUUCUUUGCCAUCAGUCACUUCAGUACCAAGCUGGUGACACAUGCCAAGGAAGACUCGUACACCUACAUCGCAAUGCUUGAGGUCCAACACAUGAUAGACACCACAUGGAUCAUGUCCCCGAGGCCUGUUGUGCCCUGGGGCCUGAGGAAAGCUCUCAACUGGGUGAGGGAGCACUACUGCGACGUACCCGUCUAUGUGAUGGCGAAUGGGGUCCAGGAAGACCCAGCCCGCUUCAAAGACAGCCUGCGAGUCUAUUACCUGUACAACUACAUCAAUGAGGCGCUGAAAGCGUACACGCUGGACGGUGUGAACCUGAAGGGAUACUUCGCCUACGCUCUGAGUGACCAAAGGGACCCCGGGUUCGGCUUGUAUGGCCAGGUCCACGAGGAGGUCAUCAUCAAGGCCUCUCUCUCGAACUAUCGCAACAUCAUCGAGCAUAACGGCUUCCCCAUUCAAGGGGCUGCGCCCCAGCAGUGUCCCAGCAUGCCUCAGCCCUGCCUAAGCUGCCACGUGCUGGUCAAGAGGCCCGUGGUGGGCUUCCUGACUCUGGUUGGUUCAGGGGUUCUCAUCACCCUGGGCCUUAUUAUCUAUUACACAGCCAAGAGACACAAGGAGUGUUACUGAUGAUAGUUCUGGCGUUUUAUAAAUGACUAAAAACAGCUGUAGAGUUCAGUCUAUAUUUGACUUUACAGCCCUAAUUGAUGGUACCAUGACCUUUGAAAGUGGCCCAAUCAUCUGCAGUCUAUGAGAUAUAACUGUUAUUUAAUGUUAUGUGACAUUUGUUUUUUAGUUGAUGAACUCAUAAAUAUCACAUUCUUUAUAUUUUUAGAGGAUGUUUUGAAGACUCAAAUGCAUCUCCAACUGUUUUUAGAAGGACUACUACAGAACAGCCAUUUUAGAAAGGACUACAUUUCCAGGCUAGACCCUUCUUCACACAAGCUUUAAGACAAAAAGCGACUAUGAAGUAAUAGUUCUCACAAAAGACAUGUUAAGUUUCCUGUAUGUGACUGGAUCAGACUAAACACACAGAAUCUGACUCUGCCUUUAAAGGACCACUGUGUAGGAUUUAGUUGCAUCCAGUGGUUGUGGCAUUGCAGUCUGCUCACCUCACCUUCCUCGUCUGAAGAAUGGAGACACACCCAAAGGUCCUAUCUAGAGCCAGUGUUUAAUUUGUCCAUUAUGGGCUACUGUAGAAACACAGCGUUUCAACAUGCCUGACUGCAUGGGAGAGGACCCGCUCCCACUGUAGAUAUAAAAGGCUCAUUUUGAGGUAACAUAAACUAAAAUAUUAUCUUCAGAUUAUCUUCAUUAUACACUAAUGAAAACAUAUUUGAUCUGAAUACUAUUUUCCAUCUUUGCCAUAAAUAGACAAACCUUACACACUGGACCUUUAAGUAGUCAAAGUUCAGGUUUAAUGCAUCACUCAAACAUUUAACAAGAGGGGAGGGACCUCCAAAUCCUGUAAUAAAUCCUCACUAUUUGACAAACAUAUCACAGAAUGUUCUUUUCUUGUUUAUGGGAUCAUGCUGUUCAGAAGAUAAAGACUCGCCCAUUGGAGGUUUGCAUUUUGAGACCUCUUGCACUCCAUCAUGCUGCCAUGGUCCUUCCAAAGGAGAAGUUAUCCAGAGAACAUCUGGACGAUCUAUUUGUACCU
Larimichthys crocea (large yellow croaker) is the source of this 4086-nucleotide messenger RNA. It is a transcript of the gene kl, whose product is annotated as klotho. Bases 129 to 3056 code for a protein of 975 amino acids. Gene Ontology annotation, molecular function: fibroblast growth factor receptor binding; fibroblast growth factor binding; hydrolase activity, hydrolyzing O-glycosyl compounds. The transcript is spliced from 13 exons. The record is from RefSeq and is a predicted model, not a curated record. Gene Ontology annotation, biological process: fibroblast growth factor receptor signaling pathway; carbohydrate metabolic process. NCBI's taxonomy places the organism in Eukaryota, Metazoa, Chordata, Actinopteri, Sciaenidae.